UGUUUAUGGUAACAGUCAUGACCUUGGAGUCAGAAAUUUCCCAGGAGUCAGUGACCAGCCUGGCUGGGAUUACCCCACAGCUGCUGUGGAUAACUAACUGCUCAGCACCUGAUCCUGCCCAACCUCCAUGCCUAACCCUCCUUGGAGGCUGGGAGGCAUUUGGUUGCAGCAGCUGGAGGAUGGAUGUCACCAGCCUUGUACCAGGCAGUGAGGGGAAAGGAUGGAGAGCUCUGGAGCUGCAUGAAUAACCCCCCACCAGAUCUGCUUCAUCUUGCUCCAACAAGCCACCCCGAGCUGCUCGCUGGAGCUUCCCCCCCCGCUCCCCGGGACCAGCUCCUCCCCUCUCCGCCCCUCUCCGCCCCGCCGCUCCCGGCCCGGGGGGGAGCCCGGUGCUCCAACGCCUCUUUCUCUCCUUUCCUCUCCUAAACCCUCGCCCCUGGGGCAACCCAAGGGGCCAGCAUGCCGCUCGCCCAACUAGCCGAACCCUGGCCCAACAUGGAGCUGGUGCAUCUGGAUACGGAGAACGGGCAGGCUGCUCCAGAAGAAGGUGGGAAUCCUCCAGCCAAGGCAAAAUCAGACAUCACUUGGAUAGAGAAGGACCUGGUGGACUUGGCAGACAAGGGUGAAGGUGUUGUCAAAGAAAUCAACAUCACACACCAUGUGAAGGAGGGCUCUGAGAAAGCUGAUCCAUCACAGUUUGAGCUCCUGAAGGUGCUGGGCCAGGGCUCCUUUGGCAAGGUUUUCUUGGUGAGAAAAAUAACCCCUCCAGACAGCAACCACCUCUAUGCCAUGAAAGUGCUGAAGAAGGCAACACUGAAAGUGCGUGAUCGACUGAGGACAAAGAUAGAAAGGGACAUCCUGGCUGAUGUAAACCAUCCCUUUGUGGUGAAACUCCACUAUGCAUUCCAGACAGAGGGGAAGCUGUACCUCAUCUUGGAUUUCCUCCGAGGAGGUGACCUUUUCACUCGGCUUUCCAAAGAGGUCAUGUUCACUGAGGAGGAUGUGAAGUUCUACCUGGCAGAGCUGGCUCUGGGGCUUGACCAUCUGCACAGCCUGGGAAUCAUAUACAGGGAUCUCAAACCAGAGAACAUCCUCCUGGAUGAGGAAGGACACAUCAAGCUCACAGAUUUUGGCUUGAGUAAGGAGGCAAUAGACCACGAGAAGAAGGCCUAUUCCUUCUGUGGGACAGUGGAGUACAUGGCACCAGAGGUGGUGAACCGCCAGGGCCACUCCCACAGUGCAGACUGGUGGUCCUAUGGGGUGUUGAUGUUUGAAAUGCUGACUGGCUCGCUGCCCUUCCAGGGGAAGGACCGUAAGGAGACCAUGACCCUCAUCCUCAAAGCAAAGCUGGGCAUGCCACAGUUCCUGAGUGCUGAGGCCCAGAGCCUCCUGAGAGCUCUUUUCAAAAGGAACCCAGCCAACAGAUUAGGUUCUGGACCAGAUGGGGCAGAAGAGAUCAAGCGCCAUCCUUUCUACUCCACCAUUGACUGGAAUAAGCUCUACCGCAGGGAGAUCAAACCACCCUUCAAGCCUGCAGUUGGCCAGCCAGAUGACACCUUUUAUUUUGACACAGAAUUUACCUCCCGGACACCAAAAGAUUCCCCAGGCAUCCCCCCCAGCGCCGGGGCCCACCAGCUCUUCCGAGGCUUCAGUUUCGUGGCGACGGGGUUGAUGGAGGAUGGGAAAGUGAAACCUGCCCCCUCACCUCUGCACUCCGUGGUACAGCAGCUGCAUGGCAAGAACAUCCAGUUCAGCGACGGGUACGUGGUCAGGGAGGCCAUCGGCUCCGGCUCCUACUCCGUCUGCAAACGCUGCAUCCACAAAGCAACCAACAUGGAGUAUGCAGUCAAGGUGAUUGACAAGGGCAAGCGAGACCCUUCGGAGGAGAUCGAGAUCCUGCUGCGGUACGGGCAGCACCCAAACAUCAUCACCCUGAAAGAUGUGUAUGAUGAUGGGAAGUACGUGUACCUGGUGACCGAGCUGAUGAGGGGGGGGGAGCUGCUGGACAAAAUCCUCAGGCAGAAGUUCUUUUCAGAGAGGGAAGCCAGCUCAGUCCUGCACACCAUCUGUAAAACAGUGGAGUACCUGCACUCCCAAGGGGUGGUUCACAGGGACUUGAAACCCAGCAACAUCCUCUAUGUGGAUGAGUCAGGAAACCCCGAGAGCAUUCGGAUCUGUGACUUUGGCUUUGCCAAGCAGCUGAGGGCUGAGAAUGGCCUCCUCAUGACCCCCUGUUACACAGCAAACUUCGUGGCACCUGAGGUACUAAAGCGCCAAGGCUACGAUGAGGGCUGUGACAUCUGGAGCCUGGGAGUUCUGCUGUACACCAUGCUGGCAGGCUGCACUCCCUUUGCAAAUGGCCCCAGUGACACUCCAGAAGAGAUCCUGACCCGGAUAGGAGGGGGGAAGUUCUCCAUCAGUGGAGGCAACUGGGACACUAUUUCUGACAUGGCCAAGGAUCUGGUAUCAAAGAUGCUUCAUGUGGAUCCUCACCAGCGCCUGACGGCCAAGCAGGUCCUGCAGCAUCCCUGGAUAACCCAGAAGGACAGCUUGCCCCAGAGCCAGCUGAAUCACCAGGAUGUUCAGCUUGUGAAGGGGGCCAUGGCUGCCACCUACUCUGCACUGAACAGCUCCAAGCCCAGCCCCCAGCUCAAGCCCAUCGAGUCCUCCAUCCUGGCCCAGAGGAGGGUGAAGAAACUUCCUUCUACCACCCUGUGAAACUGGUUUUGGGCCACAGCUGCAAAGUUUUGGACCAGCCUUUGCACACCCCCCUGAGGACACGGGGCACAGGAGAUGGGGCAGGAGCACAGGAGCUCUGUUGAGGACUUCUCCAAAGGCCAAGUGCCUUCCUGUUUCUGAAAGACUGGCUCCUCCUUGUGUGGACUGAUCUUUGCCGAGAAAACUUCACUGUACAACUUUUUUUGAAGUGUAAAUUGUCAAUUUUUAAAGACAACCAUCGUGUAUAUGAGAACUAGAAUGUACAACUGCUGUCAAGUGGCACUAAAGAGCAGCUCUGGUUCCCCCUUUCCUGUCUAGGGCCAGGGAUCUGUUGUAGCUCCAUCAUUUCUUGGAAUUGAUCCUCUUGGACACCAUUGCAGCUGGAAUUUUUUGGAGGUUCAGGCUUUGGGGUUUUUCCUCCCUCAACCCUUGGGCUGCCCUUCCUGAAGCCAACCCUGCAGCCUCCCAGCCAGCAGCUUCUCAAGGGACACCCCUUACCUUCACUUCUUAUCCUUGAGUGUUGAGGGGGUGAGGAUGACUUUUCAGACCCCUUCUCUGCCCUCCCCCAGCUCAGCCAGCACUUCCCUGAGCAAAAUAAACCCCAGGUUUUCCAAACCCCCCCCACCCCGAGAUGCUCAGCUGCCCAGAACACCUCUAGGUUUGGCUCCUUCCUUCCCUCUGCCCUCCCAUCUCCACGUUCCCCCCAUCACUCCCUGGGGGGGGGGUUGUCACCCACGUAGGUGGGGGUGACAAGGAACCUUCUCCUCAGCAGAGCUGAGGCUUUGGGCUGGCUCUGCCUGCUGCUUUUACCAUUGUUGGGUUUCCUUUCCUUCAGCAGGAACCUAUGAAACAAACCAUCUUCUUUUUUUUUUUUUUUUUUUAAUUUAACUUUAUUCUACAGCUGGUAACUCAGGGUUUCUUUCUGAAUUGUACAAUAAAUGUGUCGUUCAGUUGAUUUUUUUUUUUAAUUUUUAUUUUUUACUGACUUUUUAGCUGCAGAACAAGCAACCCAGGUUGUUCCCUCACGUCGGGCGGGGAUCAUGAAUCUUGUUUGACUUUUGGGAAACCUGCAAAGCUUUUCCAUCUGGUCCCAGGAUGGGAAAACCAGCAGGGCUGAAAACCACACCACCUCCUCUCAGGUGCAAGACCUCCCUUUGCAGUGGGAAGUCAUUCCAACCAGUCCUGGCAUGAGGCAGGAAUCACCAGGGAAGGGGGCAGGAUAUGGGCUGCUGAGGGGAACUGCUUAUUCUCAGGACAUUUGGGUGCUAAUGGAAACCAACACUUGGAGGCAAAGUCUGCUGGAAAUAAAUUCCUGACCCAUUCUGACUUGCAGGGAAUUGCUGGAGCUCCCUGGUUUGGUGGUUGCUGUUUCUGGGAGGAGCAGGAAAGCUGCAGGGACCACAGACACUCCUGGGCUCAAGGACACUUGAAGGCUCAAGGACUGAAGCCAGCAAAGGUUCUCGUGUGAAUUUCUGCUGCUUUUGGUGUAACAUGAGGGGAAACUGUCUUUUUUUCAUUUCCCUUUUGCUUAGUCCCAGUUGACUCUAAAAUGGAGAAUUCCCUGAGAAUUUCUUCUCUGAGGUGGAAGGCUCUCUCCUCCUCUCUCCUCACCCAGGCAGGUCCUGUUUCACUCCCUGGUGAGAAGCUGAAAUUGUCACCAUUUUUGCCUGUAUUUAUUCCAAGCACUGCCCUAGCACCCACUGCCAGUGCACACUGGGUGUCAUUUGCUUUGUCCCCACCCCCAAGGAGAGCUGGAUUUCAUGCUGUGCUGCUGCCUGGGGAGGGGGAUGCUCCACCACACCAAAUGCCUUCCUUAAAAAUGCUCAUUUGGAUCCUCAUUUUCUCCUCCAGCACAAGGUUUUGCAUCAGGGCUGAUGAACCUGCCUUAAGUUUCAACCUCCAACUGUGCAGGAACAUGUGCCAGUGAAAAGGUGUGAAUGUUUUAGAGACCUGAAACAAAUCUGUUAUAAACCAGGUUCUUUCUGGGGCUGUGCUGUCCCUUUGGGUGGUCUUGGGGUUGAUGCUUUGGGUGUUUACCAGGGUAUUUCCCACUUUGGAAAGGGUGGAGUCUGGACUGGUGGGUGGAGUAGGAUGUGUUGAUGGUGCUGAGCUCUCACUGGAGCCUUUCAGCAGGAUGGACCCUCAGGAUGGGUCUUAAACCAAGAUGGUACCAUCUAGAUACUGGGUGGUGGCUGACCUGUCUGUAUGAAAUUGUAAAUGUUUCCAAGUACCAGUCAGGAAAAAAGUUGCAACCUGUGCUUAAUCCUCCCUGUAAGGGUGCUGGUGUGAGGACAACUGGUGACAACUCAGAAGAUGUGUAGGACAGGGCUCUGUGAGCUUGGGGAGAGCAGCCCAUGGUUGCUGCAGACUCUGCCUGGCUGUGGACAAUGCCCAGAGUGUCAAACCCUGAUACCUGGAGCAUCAAACCCCUCCACCUGGCUGGGCUGUUCAGUCAGAGGAACUUGGUGUUGGGUGCAGCUGUAGCCUCUGGGACCUCCAGCACUUUGGAGAACAGAGCCAACAAGAAGGGCUCCACCUUGCUCUCUGGGAUGCUUUUAACCAAGUUGUUUUGACUUAUCUUUCCUGAAGUAAAAAUAAGUUGGUUUUCUAGUUCCGAAUCAACUAAGUGCUGUUACUUUUUUAAUUCCAGUGCUCAAUAAAAAUGGACUUGUUGAUC
Apus apus (common swift) is the source of this 5395-nucleotide messenger RNA. It is a transcript of the gene RPS6KA1, whose product is annotated as ribosomal protein S6 kinase A1. The record is from RefSeq and is a predicted model, not a curated record. Gene Ontology annotation, biological process: positive regulation of DNA-templated transcription; intracellular signal transduction; protein phosphorylation. The coding region runs from base 460 to 2718 and encodes 752 amino acids. Gene Ontology annotation, molecular function: magnesium ion binding; ATP binding; ribosomal protein S6 kinase activity. NCBI's taxonomy places the organism in Eukaryota, Metazoa, Chordata, Aves, Apodiformes, Apodidae. The transcript is spliced from 25 exons.